AGAGGACACUUGAGCCUAGUUCUACAGUGUCAGUGAUGUAUUACCAGAUAGGAUUUCGGAUUCUGUUACCAUAAUAGACUAUGACAAAACAUACCAGCUUUCACAGCGGCACCUUAAACUGGGUAGGAAAUACAGCUUCGUCAAGAAGAAAAUAAAACAGAAUGAAAUGCUGAAGUGAUCCAAAUCCACAAUGACAGAAACGGGAUGCAGAAAAAUAACUGAAGAUAUGUGUCUGUUGUGAUUAGCAACCAGCUGGUAUUGGGAAGCUGGUAUUGUUUCAGCACCAUGGACAGAACUGGAAGAAUGGAGAAUAUUGAAAUGUCAGGAAGACGGCAGUGGAUGCAUUAACAAACUACUAAAAAGUAUAUAUUAUUUUUACCUACUCCUACUCCUACUAUUACUACUACUACGUAUUAUUAUUAUUAUUAUUAUUAUUAUUAUUAUUAUUAUUAUUAUUAUUAUUACAGUUGAGCUUAUGGAGCAGCAUCGUUGCAAUAGUAGGCUAAUAUUCUAGAAAUGGUUAUGAUUCAAGUUUGCUUUACAAAGACAUUCAAACUUUAAAAUGUAGCUUUCUUGCUGUAUAAAAGUGCUUGUCGGCAAAUGCAUCCAAUUUAGUUCGAUAUGUAUUGCUAGUCUCUGCUAAUGACACCGCAUGAACCCGUAAGUACUGUAGUACUGGUAUCAACAGACUGGGAGGAAUGUUAAAAAAGAUCAAUGCCGUGUUCCGACCAAAUCAUUCACAGAAAAAGCUGGAUGGCCAGGCCCAUGGGGGAAAUGACAAGAACAAAGCCUGUGCUGUGAGACUAGUCCGCAGUACUUCAAUGCUCAUUGUCGGAGAAACGCGGCAAAAAAACAUGGAGUCUUCCUUAAAAAGAAGCAGAAGCUCUGUCAGCAUCGAGUCGACGGCAGUUUAUUUCUACAGGCAAGAGGACAGAAUAUGGCUGUAUUCCAGGACUCAGGACUGCCUACAGUACCUGGAGGAUCUGAUGGCACUGAGAAGACAAUACGUUAACAGCGUCAAUAAUCUGAAAACAGCAGGGAAAAAGGCAGACCUUGCUACGGACUCUGCUAACGCAUCCAAACCCAAAGGGAAACCGCCACCUCCCCCGCCUCCGGAUCAGCACGAGAAGGCAGCAAAAACUAAAGCAAAGGCUCCACCAGUUCCAGACGAAGUGGACACUCUGGAGUACUUUGAUUCCAUCGUUGCCAGCUUUGACUCAGAAAAGAAAAGCAAGGCCCAUCUAGAUGAUGGACACGCAGAUGUCGACUUCGUUGUUGCCACCAGUACAAGUGAACACGAUAUACAUUCUAACUGGAUGUUGCGGUCCCCAAGGAGGUUCUCAAUGGAUGAAUCAAAGCUCAAGAAGUCUGAGAAGAAAUCGAGAAGAAACACUGAUAGUGCAAGAAUGGGCAACUCAAAGAGACUGGAAAGAAACCCCAUUCAUUUACCCAAAGUGGUGGAAAGUGCCUUCCAAACAGUAAGAUUUAAACCAAAAAUAAAGAAGAAAAAUUCAAUGUUUCAUUAGACACAACCAAGUGGAGCAAUGUUACUAAACCUACAAUAUUGUGUGUGGACAAAAUUAUGAAAAUAAAACAAAUUUGAUAGAAAUAGCUAAAAAAAACAAUAAGGCAAAGGGGAGAGCAGAUGUAUGUAUUAUUUCUAUCAGGCAGCCCACAAUAACUACCUAAUUUGGUCUUUCAAUACCCAGGUUAAAUCUGGUGGAAUAACGCAGCCCAUGCCUCAGGGGCAUUGUGAGACGGGUCACAGGCAAGUGCCUUCAAACACUUGAGAAGAGGGUUGUCUCAGAGUAAUUGCACGCCUUCAACUUACACCAUUAUUAAACUCAAUGGCAAGAUGUAUUAUUCCACCACAGUGGUAACCAAUGACAAUAUGUUAUCAUGUGAUCGUGUGAUAUACUGCGAUGUUACAUACAAUGUAUCACCACAAGUGUUGUAUAAAUAUUUGUAUCCUGCAAAAUCCACCUUCUGGAAGUCAACAUGCUCAUGCUCUAUAUAAUUCAGCCUUCAUUCAACCAAGCAUUGAUUGUUCAACCAAGCAUGCAAUAAGUGUGUUACUCCACGUUGCAGCACAGCACAGUAGAGAGGAAUCUGACACUGUAUAAUGUAUUAUGUGAAAGGAAUCCCCAGUGGAAAUAAUCCAAUAUCUACAAAUGCCUUAACAUUUUUUUUUAAUCAAUUACAAUGUUAAAAUACACUUAAUGUGGAAGUAAGAUCAAUCACUUGUCAGUACUUAACAGUGACUCACAAUAAAAGGGAGAGGAGCUAAUGAAGGCUCACCACAAGAAUUAUCAUCGAUUCCAGUUCUUUUGUUUGUAUUUGUUGUUUAAACAUUGUGAAGCACUUUCACAUGUAUGUUUGGAAUUCCAAGUUAUGCAUGGUAUGAACAUAAUGACUGGCUUUAUGUAUGUGGUUUCAGAGUUAUUAAUAUUAUAGCUAAAGUGAAUUGUUGACUUAUGAUCUUUUGUACAAUAGGCAAAAGAAAUGUUUGCUCUCAUUAAAUAAAAUAUAUUUUUCAGUCACCCUGAUGAAAUUACUGUGCGUGAGUGGAUGUUGGGAGCUACGGGUCCCUCCACGACAAAGGCCAGCCAUGCAGUCUGCUUAAGUUCACUAAGAGCCUGACCUGUGGCGCUGUAAGGAGAAACAGUCCCUGCAAAUUUUGCACAACCAUAAUGCCAAACUGCCCUCCCCUGACUGUGACUCACCCUUGUAAUAAAAUCCUUUUAACAAUAUGAAGCAAGCAAGUGUUACUCAGAACAAUAUGCUCCUUCCUCAAACUAACCCUAUGAAUACAUUGUAAUUAUGUUUAAAACAUAUAAAAUAACAAAACAA
Molecule: messenger RNA, 2850 nt
Organism: Acipenser ruthenus (sterlet)
Lineage: Eukaryota; Metazoa; Chordata; Actinopteri; Acipenseriformes; Acipenseridae
Exons: 3
Coding region: 699-1526 (275 amino acids)
Source: RefSeq, a predicted model, not a curated record